ACUCUCUAACUUGUUUCUUGGUUUGGUGUGGCAGAGUCAGCAGCGCCACUUCAGACUACUACUUUUAUCGUGAAGGAAAAUGAUCCCUUUGAAGGUUGAAAAAACUGUUCUUGAUUAGCUUCAGAGAUCUCUGGAUUUAGAAAUGAGUCCACCCCACUCCACUCCACCCCACCCCACCCCACGCCAACCCACGCAUUUCUACUCCAAUAGAUAUAUAGAUACAUACAUCUACUAGCAAUUUUUUUUUUCUUCCUGGGUUUUCUUCAUGGUUCUUUUUCCGUCCUCAUCAUCAUCAUAUGAUUGACAAUCUCACUUUCUCUCUCUAGUCUCCCUCUCUUCAUUGGUCUUGUGUUAUUAUUGAAAUGAAAGAGACAUAAAAAAUCUUUUUUAUUUUAUUUUAUUUAUUAGAUCCAAGUCAACAUCUUAUUCUCUAGUGCUGGUUUUACUGAGCUGGAUUAGUUGUGGAUUGCACUCUGGUAAUUUUGGUGGAAGCUGGCGUAAAGAACAGGCUCGAUUAUCAGUAUCGUGAUUUACUGACUAAGAGUGCGUUUUUUUUUUUUUUUUACAAAGAAUCUGUGAGCUUUUUGAAUUUAAAGAUUGUUUAGUUGAUUAGCUCAUGAAGUAAAAGAGUAAUUUUCAUAGACUCAAUGGGCGGACUUUGCUCCAGAAGGUCCACCAAUGAUAGUGCAUUGGCUGGUGCAUUUCCACACAUAAAUGGGAACUUCAGUUAUGGUUCUGGAUUAGUUUAUCGGUCUCGUGGGUUGGAUGUCCGAGAAGAUAGCAAUUCCGUGCAAGCCUCAUCUGAGGAAGUUACAGAUAAGCAACUGAGGGAACCUUUUUCAUUCCCCGAGUUGGGUGCUAUUUCUCAUGUCACAAACAUUGAUGAUAUCAACGAUGGAAUCCCACAUUUGUCUCGGGCUCUAUCAAAUAAAUCUAGAUCAUCAGGGUCAAAGCAAGUGGCAAUUGCAAAGGUGUCUGAAGUGAGUUCUAUAUUGGGCAGAGCGGGUACCGUUGGGAUUGGGAAAGCGGUGGAUGUGUUGGAUACACUUGGUAGCAGCAUGACUAAUUUGAACCUCAGCGGUGGUUUUGCAUCUGGGAUGACAACAAAAGGGAUUAAAAUUUCGAUUUUGGCAUUUGAAGUUGCAAAUACAAUCGUCAAAGGUGCCAAUUUGAUGCACUCCCUUUCCAAGGAGAACAUUAAACACUUAAAGGAGGCGGUGCUCCCUUCUGAAGGUGUGCAAAGCUUAAUAUCAAAAGACAUGGAUGAACUCCAGAGAAUUGCAGGAGCUGACAAGAGGGCCGAAUUGAAAGUCUUUUCGGGAGAAGUCAUUCGCUUUGGAAAUCGUUGCAAAGAUCCUCAGUGGCACAACUUGGAUCGUUAUUUUGAUAAGUUGGAAUUUGAAUUCAUACCUCAUAAACAAUUGAAAGAAGAAGCUGAAACUGUGAUACAACAAUUGAUGACUUUGGUUCAGUACACUGCUGAACUGUACCAUGAAAUGCAUGCACUGGACAGGUUUGAACAAGACUAUCGCCGUAAGGCUCAAGAAGAGGAUAACUCGAAUACCACACAGAAAAGUGAUAGCCUUGCAAUAUUACGUGCUGAGCUGAAGAAUCAAAAGAAACAUGUAAAGAGUCUGAAAAAAAAAUCUCUGUGGUCGAGGAUUUUAGAAGAGGUAAUGGAGAAGCUUGUAGACAUCGUCCAUUUUCUAAAUUUGGAGAUCCAUACCGCAUUUGGUAGAUCUGAUGGAGAUAAGCCUGUAAAAAACGACCACCAAAAGUUAGGAUCUGCUGGCCUUGCACUGCAUUAUGCAACUAUCAUUACCCAAAUAGAUACACUUGUAACUCGAUCGAGUUCUGUGCCACCAAGUACGAGAGAUGCUUUAUACCAUGGACUGCCACCAGGAAUAAAGUCAGCUCUGCGCAGUAAAUUACAAUCUUUUCAGCUCAAGGAAGAGUUGACUGUUCCACAAAUCAAAGACGAAAUGGAGAAAACUCUGCAGUGGCUCGUCCCGAUGGCCACCAAUACAACCAAGGCCCACCACGGUUUCGGUUGGGUUGGAGAAUGGGCAAAUACUGGGUCUGAGUUGAGCACAAAACCUGCUGGCCUGCCUGAUUUACUUCGGAUAGAAACACUCCAUCACGCAGAUAAGGAGAAAACAGAAGCUUACAUUCUUGAUUUGGUGGUAUUGCUUCAUCAUCUUAUCAGUCAAUCGAGGGCUGAAAAUGUUGGAUUUAGAUCUCCGGUGAAAUCCCCAAUUCGAUCCCCUAAUCAGAAGACAAUUCAGUUGUCAACACACAAGCCAAGCUCGCCAUCUUCAGCUUCUUUGACAAUCGAAGACCACGAGAUGCUCCGAGAUGUAAGCAAAAGGAAGCUGACUCCCGGAAUAAGUAAGAGUCAAGAAUUUGAUACUGCAAAAACGAGGUUAUGCAAGCACCACAGGCUUUGUAAAAGCAGUAGUCAUUCCCCAACAAGUGAAACAAAGAAAGAUCCUUUCCCCAUUAGAAGGCCAUCUUCUGUUCCCAUCAUCGACUUCGACAUCGACCGCAUCAAAGCAUUGGACGUUAUCGAUCGAGUGGACACAAUUUAAAGCUCUUAACGAAAUGUUCAGUUAUCCAUAUUGUCUUCUUCACCUGUCCUUGAACCAGGAUAAAAAAUCGCAGCUGGGGAAUGUUGAAGUUGAGUUGUCGUCUGUGCAUACUGAUUUGCUUGUGAGUUGAAAAAUGAAGAGUUAGGCAGAUUGCUUUGAAAGAGUGCCUAUUGGGCUUUAGUUUUCGUUAGUACGUGUACAGAAUGUUCUUAUAGUUUUACUAAUAAUUAUUAUUCCAUUUUUAUGUUUUGGCAUGUAGGAUUUUGUUUAAUACCA
Olea europaea var. sylvestris is the source of this 2864-nucleotide messenger RNA. RefSeq lists its product as uncharacterized. The transcript is spliced from 13 exons. NCBI's taxonomy places the organism in Eukaryota, Viridiplantae, Streptophyta, Magnoliopsida, Lamiales, Oleaceae. The coding region runs from base 648 to 2588 and encodes 646 amino acids. The record is from RefSeq and is a predicted model, not a curated record. Gene Ontology annotation, biological process: positive regulation of growth.